GUCACGUUGUGCGCUGGGCAGGAUCCGUACAGCCGCAUUGUUGUUGGGGGCAGGAACGGCGAGCUAGCUUGCUAGCACCCACAUAGAUCGCAUCUUACACCAUCAAACCGACCGGCCGCAUAAACAGGCGAAUGGUCGUUUUAACGCGCGGGUUAAUGCGGCUUAGACAGCUCCUCUCGGAAUCCAGGCGGCUGUCGUGGAUACUGCGCCGUAUCCUUCAAACACGAGUAAAAGCUCGAGCGGCUCCCGUUGGAUGCUAACGCUAACGCUGCCUUAGCAGGGACUGGCUGCGUGCUUUAGCCUCCGCUGCUCUACCACAGGCCCUACACGCCGCGGCCGCUUUUAGCUAAGUUAGAAGCUAGCGUGCUACAGCAUUGCUUUGAGGGCUUACUCUACGAUACUUCGAAGCCGAAGUUCCUCCAGGUGUUAAAAAUGAGGAAGAAAAGUCGGAAUAAUCGUGCAGCCACCACACAGAGGUCUCCAUCACCCAUCAAACCCUCACGAAACCGUGAGACUCUCACUUAUGCCGAGGCCCAGCGCAUGGUAGAAUUGGAGAUUGAAGGACGUGUUCACCGAAUCAGCAUCUAUGACAAGCUUGAUAUCAUCAGCAGUGAUGAUCCUUUAGCUCAGGAGAUCAGUGAAUGCAACAGCAACAAGGAGAACACCGAGAAGCCUCAACAGGUUUUGGUGCGCUCUGUACGGCUCAAAAACAAUCAGCAGAAGAAGUGUGCCGCUCUCACUGCAGGACAGACCUCUCCAGCUCAGGGGAGGUUGCCAGAGCCAAAAAUCAGAACGGUUGAGUAUAAUCUUCCAGCUGUGCCACGAAGACCCUCCUCUUAUUACACUUACAUGGAGAAGACAUCAGAUGAGCUGGACGAAGAGGUGGAGUAUGAUAUGGAUGAGGAAGAUUAUGCAUGGCUGGAUCUGAUCAAUGAGAAGAGGAAGAGCGAUGGUUACAGCCAGGUGUCCCAGAAUGUUUUUGAGUUCCUGAUGGACCGCUUUGAGAAGGAGUCCUUUUUUGAAAGCCAGGGUCAGGGGGAUCCACAGUCCCUUAUUGAUGAGGAUGCUGUGUGCUGCAUCUGCAUGGAUGGCGAGUGUCAGAACAGUAAUGCUAUUCUUUUUUGUGACAUGUGCAACUUAGCAGUGCAUCAGGAGUGUUACGGGGUCCCCCACAUCCCAGAGGGCCAGUGGUUGUGCCGCCGUUGUUUACAGUCUCCUUCCCAGCCUGCAGAGUGUAUUUUUUGCCCCAAUAAAGGUGGAGCGCUUAAGAGAACAGAUGAUGAUCGUUGGGGCCAUGUGGUCUGCGCCAUUUGGGUCCCCGAGGUUGGCUUUACCAACACAGUCUUCAUUGAGCCCAUUGAUGGCGUUGCUAACAUUCCGCCAGCUCGUUGGAAGCUGACCUGCUACCUCUGUAAAGAGAGAGGAGUUGGUGCAUGCAUACAGUGUAGUAAGGCCAAUUGUUAUACUGCCUUUCAUGUGAGCUGCGCUCAGAAAGCUGGCCUGUACAUGAAGAUGGAGCCCAUCAAAGAAGUGACUGAUACAGGAUCCACAACAUUUUCAGUGAAGAAGACAGCCUAUUGUUGUUCGCAUACUCCCAACGGUUGUGUUAGGAGGCCCCUUGCCAUUUAUGAAGAGGCCCAACCCAAAAACGGUCUAUGUCAGAAGGGCAAACAGAAAAAUGGAAGGACAAGAGUAAAGGGAUGCCAGAAAAAGAAGAAUAAAAAAGUAGAGGCAGAGCCGGUUCCAGUGGUUCCAGCUGUGUGUGUGCCAAGUAUAACACCUAAAAGCUUCAGCACUAUCCUCAACCAAGUUUCUGUGCAAAGGAAAAGGCUGUUUGUGGAGCGUGUUCUCAGUUACUGGAUGCUGAAAAGGCAGUCAAGAAAUGGUGUGCCUCUUAUUCGACGUCUGCAGACCACCAUACAAACUCAGAAAACACCGCAACUGGAGCAAAGCGAGGAUGACUGCCGGACACUGAAGGAGCAGCUAAAGGACUUGCAUCGCUUGCGGCAUGACCUGGAGCGGACACGCUUGCUGCUGGAGCUCAUUCGCAAGCGAGAAAAGCUCAAGAGAGAGCAGAUGAAGCUUCAGCAGUCAGUGCUGGAGAUGCAGCUAACUCCAUUUACCCUUGUGCUGCGAACUGUGCUGGACCAGCUUCAAGAGAAAGACCAGGCCAGGGUGUUUGCUGAGCCUGUGAGCAUUAAUGAGGUUCCAGAUUAUCUUGAUCACAUCUCACACCCGAUGGACUUCUCUACCAUGAGGAAACGCAUCAAUGCCCAUGAAUACAAUAAUUUGGAUGAGUUUGAGGAUGACUUCAACCUCAUAAUCAAUAACUGCAUGAAGUACAAUGCCAAGGAUACUUUCUUCUACCGUGUUGCUGUGCGCAUGCGAGACCAUGGAGGAGUUAUCCUUAGAAAGGCUCGGCGAGAUGUGGAGCGGAUAGGCUUUGACUUCCCCAGUGGGAUCCAUCUACCAGAAUCACCUAAAAUAGAGCCUCCUCCAGCCCUGACAUGGGAAGCAGUGGACCGGCUGCUGAAUCCAGCAAAUCGGGUGCACAUGUCUUUGGAGGAGCAGCUUAAUAAGCUGUUAGAGAUGCUGGAUUUAACCACUGCUAUGAAAUCUAGCCCAUCACGGAGCAAGCGCAUCAAGCUGCUAAAGAAGACCAUCGGUGAUGUCCGACUUGAAAUGAGCCAGCAGACCAAUUGCCCUCCCUCAGAACAACCCCAGGAGAUGGACACAAUGUGCUCUGUUUCAGAGUGUCUGGAUGAAGAAGUUGACAAGUCAUUACCUCCCAAACUGGAGCCUUCAGUUUCUGUUCCACUUGUCCCAAAUUUGGACAGUCCUUCAGAGCCCCCUGCACUGAAACCCAUGGAACCUAGCCUUGAUAAGUGCCCGAGAAAGGUCAAAUUUGAUGGAAAGAUGCUCUCUACCUCACUGCUAAAUGGACUUUCCCCUGAAGUGCAACCCUCUGAAAACAACAUUGUGGUAGCUACCUCCACACUCACAGAACCAGCAGGCACAGUUAACAGAAGGACCGCAGUGCUCUUCCGGAAGUCUAAGAGUGUUAGCCCCCAGAAGCCAGUAAAGGUUGGACAAGCUUCAGUGGACUGCCCUCAGCUGGGCUCCAAGACAAUUUUGUCAGUGGUCAUUCCUCGUCUAGAGACCCUGCUCCAACACAGGAAGAGGGCUCGCAGUGGAGACAGCCAGGAUGGAGACGAGGAGGCACGCCCAGUGAAGCGUUUUGAUACGGGGCUGUCUAAUGGCUUUGUAUUGGGGCCAAAGAAAGAACUAAGUGGCAGAGUGCUAGAACCUCGCCGCCGCUGUGCCUCAGAGUCCAGCAUCUCCUCCAGCGGAAGCACCAGCGUGCUGGGACAUACGGGCACUGUCAGUCAGCCCAAGAGUGGGAAAGGGAAGCAGGCGAUGGCACGGCGAAACACGACGGAUGACAGAAAUGAACUGACUGCGUGCAUGGAAACGGGGAACAUUUCCAAAGCAAGCAAGUUGGCAGCUGAACUUGACAACAGCAAUAUAUGGAUGCCCUCUAAUACUACCACACUAACUCUGGAACCCUUUAAACUAGUCUGGGCAAAACUUAGUGGAUAUCCCUCCUACCCUGCCUUGAUCAUAGACCCGCAGAUGCCCCGGGCGGGUUAUCAUCGCAAAGGCGUGUUCAUCCCCACUCCUCCACGGGACGUGCUCAGGGUCGGCGAGCUGAUGCAGUACAGGUCAGAGGAGAAACUCUACCUCGUCCGCUUCUUCGACAACAAGCGCAACUGGCAAUGGCUUCCUAAGUCCAAAAUGGUACCUUUUGGGAUCAGCGAGACUUUAGAUAAAAUCAAAAUGUUGGAGGGACGCUCUUCGAGCAUUCGCAAAGCUGUGCAAAGCGCCUUCAGCCGUGCCAUGAACCACUUGAGCCUAGUCCAGGACUUAAGUGACGGGGACUAAACCUCAUUUAAUGGAUCUCUCCAGGGCUCAUCAGCCCCAUGUUUACCUAGUGUUACACUUGCAUAUCGGGGUGGCCAUGAUUAUGAGGAGCCCGAUUGGGGUUUCUUCUCGUUGGCCUUUCAUCAAUAGCAAGAUGAGCUUCUCAAAUGGAUGCGAGAGGAUCUUCACCCUCCACUAAUGUGCUGCAAGACUGCUGUGAACCCUCACUGCCAUCACAACUCUCCCAUUCACUCCAAUCAUCAACCUUUCACAAAAGCCACGUAUCCAACCUUGCCUGUAAAUACCAGACUAUUGUAAGUUAUCCAACACUAAUUUAUUUUUUGGUUGGUACCGCACAUGACCUCAUGGAAUAUUUCUACUCCAAGGUGAAUUCUCAACUUCGCACUGAGGUGCGAACCCCGCUGGUGCUACAACGCGAGCAAAGCCUCAAGAUUUUUUUCCCCCACCCCCCCAGAGACAUGGAUGAGGCUGCCGCACUUACUGUAUGAAACUAAAUUUCUUUUUAGCAGUUAAGUUAUUGAAAUUUACCAAUGCAAGCUUCUCCUCCUUGGCAUUAACAUGUUAUCUACUUUUUUAUAUAAUGACAGAUAUUCUUAUGGGACACAACUAUGUGCUGUUUGUAAAUAUUUAUAUAAAAGCUAUGAAAUUCUAUACUGUAUAUGUAAUAGUUAGAGUCAAAACAUUUUUGAACAGAGAAAAAAAGGUAAAGUAGCGAUGAAAAACCAGAAGUGCAUCACUCAUGCAAAACCAAAAAUUUUGCUGCCCAGAUUUUUUUUCAUGCUUUUUGUUUUUUUUAAUUUACAGUUUUACGAUUUUCACAUGAGCGGGUGUGAAAUAUGAAUGUGUGUGCGUGUGUGUAUAGUGUGUAGUGUACAGAAAAUAGUUGAGAGAUUUUCCAACUUGUUGCAUUUAUUUCACUGUAUUGUUGGGACCUGUGUUAUAGAUUUAUGAGAAUGUGCCUGUGCAAAUGAAUUGUAUUAGAACAAAAAAGUAUGCAAAACUUUAUAUUCAGAGUAUGUUGGGACAAUUUGGUGAACGCUGUGGUUGCCUGUUGUUGCUUUCCGUGUGUGUGUUUUAGUCAUAGCCAUCUAUUGUGACGGUUGAACUUUGUCUUUUUUCCAUAAAGGAUUUUGGGUAGCAAAGGACAUAUUCUUAUGAAUACUUUAUUUUGUAUGAAUGUCAUGUACUUAUAUUGAGUGGUACUCUGUAUUCUUUUCUCUGGGAGGAUCACAUAAUAGCCAAUGGUAGUUAAUGCUGGCAAGAUCCAGUAUUUUUUGUAAGUACACUGAAAAUAAAAAAAAAAUGGAAGAAACAAAUCAGCUGAAGUAAAGCUUGAUUUUUACACUGAACAGUCCUGUUUUGUUGAGGUGGGUUGGGUGAGUAUGAGGUAAAAUGUACUGUACGUUAUCAGAAUAGCCAAUAGAUGGAGCUCUGGAAUAGCAGUUUCUCUGAGAGCGUUGCAUGAAGUGCCCCCUGCAUAUGCUUAGAAUUUGCUGCUGAUUUAUUAGGUACACUUACUCCGUAGCCAUAACUAAUAUGUUGCUUUACCUCUUACACUUAUUCCAAAAAUCUA
This is a messenger RNA of Colossoma macropomum (tambaqui), 5515 nucleotides long. It is a transcript of the gene brd1b, whose product is annotated as bromodomain containing 1b. The transcript is spliced from 13 exons. Gene Ontology annotation, cellular component: MOZ/MORF histone acetyltransferase complex. Gene Ontology annotation, biological process: regulation of transcription by RNA polymerase II. The record is from RefSeq and is a predicted model, not a curated record. Bases 433 to 3942 code for a protein of 1169 amino acids. NCBI's taxonomy places the organism in Eukaryota, Metazoa, Chordata, Actinopteri, Characiformes, Serrasalmidae. Gene Ontology annotation, molecular function: protein binding.